AUGGACUGGCGGAAGUCCGUUGGUGGUCGGGAAGAACUCUGGCGGUGGCCGGGAGGAACACCGAUGGUGGCUGAGAGGAACUCUGGCAAGAACUCCGGCGGUGGUGGGGAAGAGUUUCGGCAGUGGUCGAUGGAUUGGUUGAAGUUCGAUGGUGUUCGAGAAGACUUCGGCGGUUGUCGGUGUUUUCAAAACCACCGGCGGCUUUUCGACGGUUCUCGCGUUAGAUCAACCGCCGGCAAGCGUCGGUACACCGCCGGCAAGCGUCGGUACACCGCCGGCAAGCGUCGGUACACCGCCGGCAAGCGUCGGUACACCGCCGGCAAGCGUCGGUACACCGCCGGCAAGCGUCGGUACACCGCCGGCAAGCGUCGGUACACCGCCGGCAAGCGUCGGUACACCGCCGGCAAGCGUCGGUACACCGCCGGCAAGCGUCGGUACACCGCCGGCAAGCGUCGGUACACCGCCGGUUCAACACCGGCGGUUACUCGGUGGCUUGGCCGACGGUCUUACCGGCGGUCUAGACCGCCGGUCGUUCACCGGAUGACCGCCGGGUGCCGUCGGUAG
Dendrobium catenatum is the source of this 564-nucleotide messenger RNA. RefSeq lists its product as uncharacterized. The record is from RefSeq and is a predicted model, not a curated record. NCBI's taxonomy places the organism in Eukaryota, Viridiplantae, Streptophyta, Magnoliopsida, Asparagales, Orchidaceae. The coding region runs from base 1 to 564 and encodes 187 amino acids. The transcript is spliced from 2 exons.